Messenger RNA from Acytostelium subglobosum LB1, 624 nucleotides. RefSeq lists its product as hypothetical. The record is from RefSeq and is a predicted model, not a curated record. Gene Ontology annotation, biological process: intracellular protein transport. The transcript has 3 exons. The coding region runs from base 1 to 624 and encodes 207 amino acids. Lineage: Eukaryota; Evosea; Eumycetozoa; Acytosteliales; Acytosteliaceae. Gene Ontology annotation, molecular function: phosphatidylinositol binding.
AUGAACGGUGGUGGCUCAAAGGACUCCAAUAGAUUGGCAACACUCGAAGCUGAGAAUGAGAAGCUAAAGCAAAUGUUGAACAAGGUUGGCAACCUUAACCUACUGGAUGAGAUAUCCAGACUUGAACAAGCCAAUAAAGAACUAAAUGAAAUGUUGGCCACAGAGAUUGCAAAGAACAAGGCUUUGGCCAAUGGUUCACCAACAUCGGAGCACCCAGCAAAUGGAGCCAUCAGCAAGUCUGCUGUUGCACCACAAAUCAGAUCCGUAAGCGUUCCAAACAAGAUAACAGAGAUUGAGAAAUCAAGUAAACGAACAUAUGUGGCAUAUGUCAUUCAAAUUGAACUAGAGAACAAUAAGACAUACACAGUGACAAGAAGAUACAAACAGUUUGUAAUCCUAAACACAAUGUUCAUUAGGACGUUUGGAGAACAUGGUAUGCCAUCACUGCCACAGAAAAAGAAUGGCUUCUACUUCUCAUCGGAGGAUCACACCGAGAAGCGUAGGACUGGACUGCAAGAUUACCUGCAGUCGGUUCUGAGCACCAGUGGACUCAACCAAUCCAUCCAUCUGUACCAAUUCCUCAAGGAAGACACUCCCAUGGCCUCGGAUUCACAGCAUCAUUGA